UCUUUGUUGUAGAUUUCUCUUGCUUUAGUUUCCUUUCUCAGCCCCGCCGUGCACGUUCUCGGGACCUGAUCGACUUUGCCGGCUGGCACCGGCAGGUGGCGCCCGAACAGGGACUUGGGAAUCGGAACGCGACGAUGGCCGCUGCCCGCCAAGAUUGAGGUAAGUAAAGAGGAACCCCUAAUUAAUUAAAGUAAAAGGGCAGGGAGUGUUAUUGUCGAGAGUAAUAAAUCAUGGGACAAGGCAAUAGCCGCCAGUUAUUUGUACAUAUGUUGAAAACUAUGUUAAAAGGUAGGGGAAUUCAUGUAAAUAAGUUACAGCUAGAGAAGUUUUUACUUUUUAUAGAAGAGGUUUGUCCCUGGUUUCCAGAGGAAGGAACAGUUAGUCUGGAAACUUGGAAGAAAGUAGGAAAACAAUUGCAGACAUAUUAUUCCUUACAUGGUCCCAAUCGUGUUCCUGUGGAUGCUUUUUCUUUGUGGACUCUCAUAAGAGACUGUCUGGAUCCUGAACAUGAGGGACAUAAAAUUCAAGCGGCUCUCAGGGAUUCCACAGAACCCGAAGUUGCAGAGCCUUCCACCCCUCCGCCUGAGCCGCUUUAUGCUGUGCCUGAGGGAACAGCUUGUAAGGCUGGAGGGAAUGAUGAUGUGUUAAGCUCUGAUGAACAGGAAGAGUUAAAUGAACAAGCGGCUCAGUACCAUAGAGAGGAUAUGCCUUGGGAGAUGAUGGUUAGCAUGCAACCCCCCACAAGAAAAGGGGAAUUAAAGCAUUCAGGGCUUUCUGAAGAACAGCUGGAGAAUUUAAUUCAGAAGAUUGUUAUAGCAGUAAAGAAGGAUGCACAGGGAGACUCCCACUCCAGCCAGCCUGUGCCUCCAGCAUAUCCUCCCUCGGUUCUUGCUGGACUCGAUCCACCUCUGCCUUUCAUAGAACCAUGAGAGCUUAUAUCUAUCCCUGCUUCUUUGCCCGGUGAAAACAUAAAAAUUAGAAGUGAGAUAUUAUUAUCUCCUCUUCAACAAGCGAUUAAGUGAGCUAAUGAAGAAGGAGAACAUAUUCCCGGGUUUUCAGGAAUCUAUCCAGUAUUUGAAAAUGCUCAACAGCAGAGGUAUUAUGAACUGCUGCCCUUUAAGCAACUAAGAGAGUUAAAAAUGGCUUGUGCACAAUACGGCCCGACUGCGCCAUUUACUCAGGCUAUUAUAGAGGCUUUAGGAAAUCAAAAUCUGCCACCUAAUGAUUGGAAACAGGUCGCUCGAGCUUGCUUAUCUGGAGGAGAUUAUUUACUAUGGAAAUCUGAGUUUGCUGAGCAGUGUGGGAUCACAGCCGAUAUCAAUCGGCAACAGGGACUGAAUACCACUUAUGAAAUGAUAGUGGGAGAGGGGGAUUAUCGAGACACUAAUAAUCAACUUAAUUAUUUGCCUGGAGCCUACCCUCAGAUUAGUGCUGCGGCUCUACGAGCAUGGAAAAAACUUCCAAAUUCUGAUAAAAAGACUGAAGAUUUAUCUAAAAUUCGCCAGGGGCCAGAUGAACCAUAUCAGGAUUUUGUUGCCCGCCUGCUUGAGGCAGUUAGUAAAAUGAUAGGGGAUGAGCAGGCAGGAAUGGUGUUAGCUAAACAGCUUGCUUAUGAAAAUGCCAGUUCGGCUUGUCAAGCCGCCCUGAGACCUUACAGAAAAAAGGGAGGCUUAUCCGAUUAUGUACGGAUUUGUGCCAAUAUCGGCCCUUCGUACGUUCAAGGCAUAACUUUGGCCGCGGCAUUACAAAGACAGACAGUCAAAGAAGUACUGUAUCAACAACAAAAGCGAGAUAAGGGAUAAAAUUUUGCAAUUUGCUCAUUAUCACCAAUUUCUCUUCCCAAAAAUCGUUGUUUCUCAGCCCCUUGCUGACACCCUAACUGUAUUUACUGAUGGCUCUUCUAAUGGAAUAGCUAGUUUGAUUAUACAGGACAAUACCGCCGCCUGGCGUACUAAUUAUAAGUCUGCUCAAGAAGUAGAACUAUUUGCCGUUUUUCAGGCUCUAUUACAAAUUUCUGCUCCAUUUAAUUUAUAUUCUGACAGUCAAUAUAUCAUAAGAGCCUUAAACACUAUUGAGACUGUUCCAUUUACUGGUACUCUGAAUUCUACUAUCCAAACUCUUUUUCGUGAUAUACAACAUUUAAUUUGCUCCAGAGUUAAUAAAUGCUAUUUUGGUCAUAUUCGUGCUCACUCUGGACUUCCUGGACCUUUAGCACGAGGCAAUGCUUGGGCUGACGAAGCUACACGUAUGAUAUUUCCUUCAUUGGAACAAAUGGCAAAAACUUCUCACAGCUUACAUCAUCAAAACAGCAAUAGCUUAAGACUUCAAUUUGGCAUUACUCGAGAAGCUGCCAGACAGAUUGUUAAGCAAUAUCAAACAUGUCCUCAAUUUUUUAGCGUCCCCCAUUAUGGAGUUAAUCCCUGAGGAUUGUUGCCAAAUGACAUAUGGCAAAUGGAUGUUACCCAUAUUCCUGAAUUUGGUAAACAAAAAUUUGUUCAUGUUACUAUUGACACCUUCUCCGGUUUUUUUACACACCUCUCUACAAUCCAGAGAAGCUAGCAAACAUUGUAUAGCUCAUUACAUUAAAUGUUUUGCUGUUAUGGGAACCUCUAAAACCAUAAAAACAGACAAUGGUCCAGGAUACACUGGAAAAAAUUUUCAACUCUUUUGUACGCAAUUGUCUAUCUCACAUAAAACGGGUAUCCCUUAUAAUCCUCAAGGUCAAGGAAUUAUUGAACGGGCACAUCAAACUCUCAAACAUCAAUUGCAAAAACUAAAGAAGGGGGAAUUAUAUCUUAAUACCCUCUCCAACUCUCUAAACCAUGCUUUAUUUGUUCUAAAUUUUUUACAAUUGGAUAUAUGUGGCCGUUCAGCAGCACAGCAAUUUUGGAACUUUGAUGCACAAACAAUAAGACCUAAAGUCUUUUGGAAAGACCCACUUGUGGGAAAAUGGUAUGGACCAAAUCCUGUACUAAUCUGGGGACGAGGGCAUGUUUGUGUUUUCCCACAGGAUGCCGAAGCGCCGCACUGGCUGCCGGAAAGGAUAUGCUGAUCAUGACAAUGGUUGGAGCCUAUACAUUCCUGGAGUAACGAAAGAAUCUGGAACUCCUCAACGUCGUAAUGGGACUGGUCCUUUAGAUAUCCCUUUCUGCGACUUUGGAACAAGGGGAAGAGUCACUGCUGCACCAUGGAAACUGUGUCAAGAUGGAACUGCUAUAGUUUAUAACAUAUUUGGGACAAAUGAGUCACUGUGGGACUGGUCUCCAGAUGGCCCGAAACCCUGGAGCUCAAGAUAAUAGGAACUUUGCAUCCCGUAUUUGGAACUUGGGUGGCUCUAAAGUGUUCCAAACAGAAAUCUGGAAACUAGCUGCCGCCCUUGUAUGUGAGGGUUCCUACCUUCAGGUGGGAUCGAAAGUGAGACAUGGUUAUUUAUGGAAUCUCACCAUGAGGCACCCUCAUGCAUGUGUGCCUCACCCUUAUGCUUUACUAGUAGGAUCUGUAAAAAUACAACCUGGGUUACGAAAUUAUGAUGUAACUUGUAACAAUUGUACCUUAACUAGCUGCAUUAGGGGAAUUACUAAUCAAACUAGGGUUCUAGUCUUAAGACAGCCUGCUUUUGUUAUGGUUCCUGUAAAGAUUAAUGGGUCUUGGUAUGAUGAAAGAGGACUUGAACUUUGGAGAGAAGUAGAGGGUGCUUUAAUGCGUUAUCAUAGGGGAAUAGGGUUAAUAAUUCUGGGAUUUGUAGCUUUGGUAACCCUUAUUGCCUCGAUUACUGCAGCCCUGACCCUGGCACAAUCAGGGCAAACUGCAACUUUUGUUAAUAAUCUGGCACAAAAUGUAUCCGUUACCCUGGGGACUCAAGAAUAUAUUGACAAAAAGCUAGAGGAUCGAUUGAAUGCCCUUUAUGAUGUUGUAAAAUUUUUAGGUGAAGAGGUUCAAAGUAUAAAGUUGAGAUUACGGGUACAAUGUCAUGCUGAUUUUCGAUGGAUCUGUGUUACCCCAAAAAAAUAUAAUGGUAGUAUAACUGCUUGGGAUAAGGUGAAAGCUCAUUUAGAAGGUAUUUGGCAUAAUGAAAAUAUUUCCUUAGAUUUGCUGCAUCUACAUCAGGAAAUAAUGAACAUUGAAAAUGCGCCUAGACCUGAUUUGGAUGUUGCAAAAAGAGCUGAGUCUUUUGUUAAAGAACUUUUUUGACAUGUACCUACCGUCAAUAGUAUUUGGUACUUGGGAGUGGCCAUAGGAGGACUAUUCUUAAUAAUUUUAACUGUUUUAUUUCUUGCACCUUGUUUAAUUAAAAAACUGAUUGAUGAUCUAUGGAUGAUAAAGGCUUCCAUCUAUGGAAAUGGUCUGAGGUUAAAGGAACAUAA
Messenger RNA from Bubalus bubalis (water buffalo), 4364 nucleotides. RefSeq names its product endogenous retrovirus group K member 7 Gag polyprotein-like. The record is from RefSeq and is a predicted model, not a curated record. Gene Ontology annotation, biological process: viral process. NCBI's taxonomy places the organism in Eukaryota, Metazoa, Chordata, Mammalia, Artiodactyla, Bovidae. Gene Ontology annotation, molecular function: structural molecule activity. The transcript has 2 exons.